CGCGUGCCGGUCUUCUUUCGAUCCAGCCGCCCUGCUGCUGCUGAGUCGCCACCACCACGACCGGUACCAUCCACCGUACUACCCCGGGUCUCUCCUCUACUCACCGCGGGUCCUCCACCGUGACCGUUUUUUACCUCACCGUGGCCUCGCCGUCUUCGACGACCUGAGCCAUUCCGAUCGACUCCGUUCUUUACCGUGCCCGUAGAAUCAUAAGCAACCUACCCACUCAGCUUGCUGGCUACGGCAUGUUUUGAGGCUUUUUCUCUUGGCUAGCUCCGACUGCACUUAUCCUCGCCCCUUUCUCAUCUCUCCUGAGCAUCCUUUGUUCACGUUCUUCCACACUUAUCGUCCUUUGUUUUCUUCGCUUCUCGGUGCAUCUACACCUACUGUGCCAUUUACCUUCUCUCUGCUCAUCCGUUGAUUUGGCUGCGCCAUCGACAUGCUCGUACUCUCCCCCUCUUCGACUUGCGAUGUCUGUCUCGAGCCAUACAGGCUCGAAGGCGAGAAUGCGGACGAUUUGCGUUUGCCAUGUGCGAUAGAGUGUGGACAUGUAUUCUGUUACGGCUGUAUCAACAACCUCGGUCGCCUUUCCUGCCCCCUCUGUCGUAGCUACUACGACCCCCGCUCCGUCCGACGCUUACACGUGGAUAUCCAAAUCUGUCCCGACCGCGCGCCUCUUGACUACCACAACCCGGAUUCCACCAAUGAGCUCGGACUCGUUCAUGGUCCUUCCUCUGAGGCCGUAGAGAAAGCGGAGAAGGUGGUAGGGGUGAAUAUGGAGGACGAGGGCAAACGGCAUUUGACGGCGCAGUUAGUGUCGCUUGUGAGGCAGGGGGCAGAGGGUCCGGAGUUCCAGGCUAUCUUGAAGCAGACGAAGGAGUGGUUGAGGGAACGACCGGAUGAGCAUUGGGAUCUUCGUGCCCUCUACCUCCUCCUCAUUCGAUAUCAGGAGAUGUACAAAGAACACCAGAACGCCCAAUUGAAGCUCCACGAACUCAAGAGGGACUAUCACGAAUCCCAGGGAGAGUCUGUGCAGUUGAGGAAGGAGAAGGAUGAAUGGAAGGAAAGGGCGGAGAUGGAGCAGAUGGUCGCUCAGCACCAGAUCAAGAAGCUGGAGAGUACGCUGGAGGAACAGAGGCAGACGGCGUUGGCGGUGGAGAGGACGCUGAGGGAGCAUCACGAUCGGAUGGACGAGGAGUGGUCGAAGUAAUAUCAAUCAGCCUUGAAGGAGAUUCGUUCGUUCAAGGACCAGAUCCGUCUCUUGACCUUCAACGGGCCCCAUGGCGUCCAAGCCCGUCACUCGCCAGUCCCGGACCGCAACUAUCCUUCCAUCGACCAGGUCGCCUUCCCUUCGACGGACCGUCACCUUGACCGCACCCGCCAGAUCAAGGCUACGUCCGACGACCACUUCUCUCCCUUAGCGGCCCACCUUUCUCCGUACCCAGUCAUCAUGAAGGGCUUCAGUCCGUUGUUCAAAGCCCAUGAAGCCGACUCAAGCGACCCCGAAGGUGAAAACGAUGACGAGGAAGAGGAGAGCUACGAGUCUGGAAACGACUACGAGAACGAGCAAUCUCGCAUGGCCGCCGAUGGCGAAAGUCCCGAGGACGGUACUUUGGAUAAUCCGGACGGAUCAUCAGAACGCAGGUCGGACUCCUCACCUCCGCAUAUGACCCACCGAUCGAUCACGAAACCUGGUGCGAUCCCGAUCCCCCACUCGAACCUCACCCGGUUCUACGACGCUCAGGCGCAGUCACAGUCAGGAGUUACCUCCCAGUCUCCUUCUCAAUCGCUAUCACAUUCGCACUCCCCGGGAAGCAACCCUUCUUCUCACUCCACUUCUCAGUCGCAUUCGAACUCCCACCGUGACUAUCCGAUCCCCUCUCUCACGCAUUCCAACUCGAGUUCAAGCACGAUCUCGAGUACGAUCUUGACGCCUGACUGUACGGGAUCUGGUCCUGUUCCAGGAGUGGGAGCAACAGGAGCCGCACCGUCGUCCCUUCCCCAUCCCAAUCCAGCAUCCUACUUUCUCAAACGGCACGAGAAACAGCGCGAGCGCGACUACAGCACUCUCCCCCGCCACUACAGCACGUCCAGUACUGGCCCACCCCCAAGUAUCCUUUCUUCAUCGAUCACGAACGCCUCGACCACACUUCCUAGGCAGAGCAAGCUCAAGCCUGCCCCGGCACCCACCCCAUCUCCCUCAUCAUCUCCUGAGCCACGGUUUGCAGAGGUAGUAGACUCCGGCGACGAAGGUGGGAGGAUCACACACCGCCGUCAAGUCCUAGACGACCUCCUCACCGACCCCGUUCGACCUAUUAACCUCCCUGUCUCUCCUGCGUCUAUCCCUGCCGCCACAAUCACUACCGGCGAGUUCCCUUACGAGAAGGAUGUCCAGGUCCACGUCGUUAAUCCUGCUCGGGAGACCCGCCGAGAAUCGGGACGGACAUCAUCGAGGGUGCAAGGGCAGACGGACCGCGACCAUACUCGUGACCGGGAGCGGGAGCGGGAGAAGGAGCAGAGGCAUUACAGGCCUCAACCCACACCGUCCCCUGUACCCGCUCCGGUAGUGGCAGAUCCGGUACCGACACCGUCCGUUCAAGGUCAACCGAGAGUAUCUCACGCCAGCGAAGCAGCUCAAGCCCUUGAGCGAGAACGCGAACGACGUCGACGCGAGACGCAGUCCCAGAACGGCAACGGUGCUCCUGCGACAGCGCCUUUGGUGACUCCGCUCCGCGAAUCGCCUGCCAGUCGUGCCUCUAAUCAACAAGAAGCAGGAUCGUACUUCCCGCAGCCUGGCAACAUGACGAGUCGAAAUGGAACUAGUCGAGGAGCGAACUUCAACGAGAGUCAGGCGCCAGCGUCAGGUUAUAAUCAGCAGCCCGGAGAGAUGUCUAGGGAGUAUAGUCAUGAGUCGAGGAACACUUAUGAAGGAGAGUAUCAGGAACCUUCGAGGUCGAAGAGGUCUCAGCGGGAGCAGUUGGAGAGAAAGUCUAGCGGGAGGGAAAGGGAGAGGGAGAGGGAGAGAGACGGUAGGGAACAUCGGCGCCGUGAGGAAAGAGAUAGGGAGAAGGCGAGGGACCGCGAUAGGGAUAGGGACUACGAUCGCGAACGAGAUCGUGAGCGUGCUUUAACAGGAGGUGGAUUGACGAGAAGAACCGCGGCUGCCGUUGGAGAGGCGUGAUUCCUGGUGAAGGUUAGCCGAGUAGUACCCUUCGAGUGUCUUGUGUGGAGGUGUUCCAAGACGUUUUAUUCGCUCAUUACUAUCCUCGUUCGUCAAGAACAACAUCACAUCACUAUGCCUCCAUUCUCUCCUUUCCUCUGACAGCUAAUUAUAUACGACCCUCACUAUUUAGCAUUCUCCUUUUACAUUGAUUCCGUUUUAUGUCGACGUGUCCGCGAGAAACCCCUUCCUCCUUCGAUUUCUCACUGCUCAGUGCUUUAGAAACCAUCAUCCGCAUCUCGCAUUUCGUUAUCCUUGUUUUCUUCGGUUAUUCCUGAUCUGUCAACCUUUUUAAUCGGCAGAUGGAGAAUAACCGCAGACACUGGGACCAAAGCUUGUUUUUCAUAUUCGCUGUUUGUCACGAUCAUGCAUGUCCGCGGGGAUUCAUUGUUCUAAGCUACGUUAUUGUACGGGUAUCACUAUGAUCGACGAGUACCGCAUACUUCCAUGGCUCUUCCUCCAUCACUCAAUCUGACCACUUACCCACCCUUGUAUCUACGUUCCCUGUAUGAUUAUGGAUGGACUCUAGGUAAUUUCUUACCAGAUCUCUCAU
Molecule: messenger RNA, 3773 nt
Organism: Stereum hirsutum FP-91666 SS1
Lineage: Eukaryota; Fungi; Basidiomycota; Agaricomycetes; Russulales; Stereaceae
Exons: 4
Coding region: 1451-3181 (576 amino acids)
Source: RefSeq, a predicted model, not a curated record